Molecule: messenger RNA, 1152 nt
Organism: Mytilus californianus (California mussel)
Lineage: Eukaryota; Metazoa; Mollusca; Bivalvia; Mytilida; Mytilidae
Product: IgGFc-binding protein-like
Exons: 2
Coding region: 1-1152 (383 amino acids)
Source: RefSeq, a predicted model, not a curated record
AUGAUAACUGUUGAAAAUAAUAUUGGUCAUCAGGGUACCGAAUUGCAACAGAAAUAUUUUCUUAUUACAUCGGAUAAUGCAAUAGCUGUGUAUGGUGUAACAUUGGUAGUGAGUAGAGAUUAUUUAUCGCUGGCAGGGUUAUACACGACAACAAUUUCAGAUGCAUUUUUAGUCUACCCUAUAGAUACUUUGGGAAAAGACUACUAUAUUGCGUCUUGGAGUGGAGAAUCGUCGUUUCUGAUAACUGCAACACAAAACAACACGGCAAUAAAUAUACAAAUAGCAUCGGAUAGCCAAGCAACGAUAAACUUCAGAGGAGUAUUGUACUCAAAUGGUUCUUCUCUUUCGUUAAUAAUGAAUAAGUUUGACACAUUCAGUGCAUUUACACAAGAGGAUUACACAGGAACCCAUAUUUCUGCCGAUAAACCGAUUGCAGUGUUUAGCGGAGGUGCACACGAAGAACGAUAUACUAUUGAUAUAAUGUAUGAGCAAAUGAUACCAACUAUGUACUGGGGAACAGACUUUGUAACAGUUGGAAAACCUCAGUGUACAACAGAAAAUAUAUAUAGAAUUAUCGCUUGCGAACUUAAUACACAAAUUGAAAUAGCAGGUAUUCAACAGGUAACACUAAACAAAGCUGGGAAUUUUUAUGAGUUUACAGCAAAUAACAACUUAUAUAUACACACUACAAAGCCAACAGCUCUUGUAUUUUACACAGAUAUGUGUAGCUCUUUUAUCGGAGAUGCAUCUAUGGUACUCCUUCCACCUAUCACUAGUUUUGACAGCGCAACAUAUUUUCCAACAACUUUAAACAAAUAUUAUCAUCUAUAUGCCUACACGAGCUUUAUGACUAUUGUUAUAAAAGCUGACGAAAACGGUGGCCUUUUCCUUGAUGACAACCUAUUAGUCACCAGUUGGCAAAAUAUAAAUGGAAACAGCGAUUUGAAAUUAGCAAUAGUAAAAGCCUCUAAGGACCAACACAAAUUAAGUCACAGUAACCCUAACGUUUCGUUUCUUACUGUCAUAACCGGUCGAACAGAAGAACGAAUCCAUAAUGAAUUUGCUGGAUCAACAACUAUUACAUUUAUAACAGGAUCAAAGCUUACGGAGAAAAAUGAUACUCAGUCUGAUUCAACAGGUAAAUAUAUCUAA